Messenger RNA from Paramecium sonneborni, 1968 nucleotides. NCBI's taxonomy places the organism in Eukaryota, Ciliophora, Oligohymenophorea, Peniculida, Parameciidae. The record is from the annotation of a GenBank genome assembly.
AUGAUGUAAUUUAAGAGUUUAGAAGAGCAAAUCCAAUACUAGGAAAAGAAUAUUGAAUAUUUGUAACAAUAAAAUUUUGAUUUACAAAACUAAAUUUCUUAAUUUUCAUAAUUUUAAUAGUUAGGAAUUACUAUUGAGGCAUUCUAAUCUUUGCAGAAUAAUAACAAAGAAUAAUAGCAACAAAUAAAAUAAUUGCAAAAAGAUAAUAACAAUUUACUUAAAUAGAUAUAAAACAAUCAAGUGAAAUAUUAUGAUAAAACACUUUCAAAUUUAUAAUAGGAGAAUGUGAAAUUGAAGAAUGAAAUAAGAUAAUUACGAUAAAGGAUAUCAUCUCCUUCUAAAUUAGAUAAAUCAAUAGUUUAAUAUAGUACACCAUAAAAGUAACUAAAUCCUAGUGCUAUACUAAAGUCAACAAAAGAUCAUCCAAAAGAUGUGGCAAGUUUAUUAUUUAUCAAAGGUUCCUAAAAUUUCAAAUCUUAAUAUGUGGAUAUUAUUAAAGGAAAAUACGAAAAUGUUAAAGUAAUCAAAUAAUUAAAAUCAGGAUUAGAGUAAUCCUAUUUUGACACUUAUCAUUUUGAUAUAAUAAGUUAAGAUCUCUAACACUCACUAUAAUAAUUAGAUAGAUAGCAUAGUAUUCAUUAAGGUAAAGGGAUUCUAUUAUCGAAUUAAUUAUGUUUGAUUUAUGGAGCAUCAAGAACAUAUAAGAAGCAUUUUCUAAUAUAAUAUUUAGAUACAUUAAUAUCUUAAAUAAAAUAACAAUAUGAAAUCUUUUAAUAAAAUGAAGAUUACAAAUAAUUGACAGUUAAGAUUGUAUAUGAAGAAUUCUUUAAUGGUUAGCCUAAACAUCCAUGUGAUAGUGAAAUUCUUGUUAAUAAAGAAUAAAGUAAAAGGGAUAGUGAAAGCAAGGUAAGAGAGAUAGAAUUAUCAAUAUCAAAAUUGAGAUUAAUAAUACUUAAUAAACUUAAAAUGACAAUUAAAGAUAAUAGUAAGAAAUAUGUUAAAGUAAGAAAGCUUUACAUAGAAACAGAAUUAUAAUUUCUUAAAGAAACUCAAAUGAAAAAGUUUUUUUGUUUUACAUCAAAUUAGAAUUUGAAUUAGAGAUAGUUUUAAAAUGCAGAAGAAGGCUUAAAUGAAUCUUUAGCAAUGAAGGAUAAAGGAAAGGAAUUAACAUAAAUUUUAAGAUGGCCAUAAUUAUAAAUAUCAUUAGUUUUAUGUGUUCAUCCAACAAUUCCAGAUUAUUCUUUAACAGUAAAUACAUUUUAAAUAUGUAAAUUUAUUAGAAAUUUGAAAUUAGUAUCAGAUUCUCCUUAAAGUUCUGAUAAAUUUUAACAGAUUUUAGAGAAUAAUAAUGUAAAUAAAUAUAAUAUUUUUAGAAAUCGCUUGAAUAAAAAAUAAAAUAAUUAAGAGAGAAAAUAAAGAAUUUAGAAUCUGAGAAUUACAGAGUCAGAAAGUAAAGUUUCAUUUUAGAAGCAGAAAAUAAGGAAGCAGUUGAGAAGAAUAAAAAAUUAAAUUAAUAAUUGAUAAAUCUAACAGGUUCAUUGAAGUCAUUAAAAAUGAAUUUUUAAUAGUAAAUAUCUGCUAAGAAAUCUUUAUCAUUGUCUAAAACGAAAAGUGCAGUUGUAGCUGAUAAUAAAAUAAUAUAAACACUUGAAAAGGCUUCAAGAAGCAUAUCAGUAUUAUUAUCAUAGAAUAGUAAGACUGAUUUAAGCGUUAGUCCAUCAAAAGUUCAAAAGACACUUCCUUCAGAUUUACUUCUGGUAAAACAAUUAGAUUAAUAAAUAUUAGCCAAAUUUUUAAGAAAAUUCAGAUGAGGAUGAGGAAUAUUAAGAAGAAGGGGAAGAUGGAUAAGAAGAUGAAGAUUAAAUGGAUGAUGAAGAAGUAGAUUCUGAAGUACCAUCUGAAGAAGAUGAAUCUGAGGGAUAAGAUAUAUAAUAACCUAGAAAAGAGUCAUCAAUAUCAAUGAUAUGA